CCCACACAAGCUGAAACCAUCACUUACACACCAGACCUCCCCCCAUCAGCCAAUAAGACUCACGAAGGAGGCGGCAGACCACUCAAGCACACGUAUAGCGUCUCCGAGUGGCAAAAUCAGCCGUGUAUAGCUAGACGGGUCAGACCACUUCAUCAUUUGUCAUCUCGUCCGUACAGACACAGGCAGUGAAUGAAAAAUGUCACGGCAUCCGCACCACUUGCAGAAAAAACACAUCCACCGUGAAGCUGCCCAUGCACACGGCAGACACGAUGUAGCACUGCUGUGCGUUGACCUGCACCGCGCUCUAUGUGUCAGCUGUGUCCUCGUGGUCACUCACGGGGGCAUGCUGGCGCCUAUCACGCCAUCCGCCCACGUCUCCUCUUCCGACUGAAGCCCACUCAGACACACAGAAAAUGCCUGCGAUGGGCCAGUGUGUGCCUGGCGUGACUGCUGCAUCGCGUCGGUGGCCGAAGCUGUGAGCUGGGCCAUCGGGAGCACACCGAAAGAACAGUCAAUUUGACCAGAGACGAUGGGGAAGAGCCACCAGUGCCGUGUACCGUCCUCAGUGUCGCUGCCCCAUGCCACUAUUGAGCCGCCGCUAUUCGGCUGAUCACCGGGGAGUGGCCUGCGUGCAGAUGGCACCAUGUACACAUGCGCCCUCUUCUGAUGUCGUAUGCUGCUUACGGUGCCAUGUAGCUGGACUGAGUCCACAUGUCCGGUGCCUGCUGCUCCACAAACGGGUUUCCGUCGACAUCCAGCACGUCGAGGGAUGGCCUGCAUCCACAGAUAGCCGCAAUGCCCAUAUAGGCACGCCACUCAUCUGCUUGAGACGUCCCUCUGCUUACGGUGUCGCCUCGCCGUCGGUGCUCGAUGUCCCAGCUGCUGCGUGGCUGCCGUAAAUGCCGCCUUGUGCAUGAUUGAUCACCAUGCCGGCAAACACGAAGGCCGGCGGGGCUGCACAACCAACAGACACAAUGGAAGCGGGAAGCUAAGAGAAGGUGACCUUCUUACGUACGUGUGUUUGUGACGGUCAUCGGCGGCAAGGGCAUGGUAGCGGUAGCACGCUCCUAUAUGCACCAAACCACAGCGCAAAGAGAGCAUGACUAGAUCUAAGCGGUGCCAACGGCCUGCUCACUGACCUGUAGGUCGGCCUUCGUUAGUUUGUGUGUCUUCUGCAUGUGCGAGUUUACGACAUUGCGGAACGUGUUCUGCUUGCCGCAGAUGCCACUCCCGCCAGCACACUGCACCACACACGUGGCGCACAGCUUGUCGCUCGGGCCCUUCUUGACUGGCACAUAGGGGACCACACACACCAGCCGCCCUCCAUGGUACACGCGCAUGCAGCAUUGGAUGUCGAAGUCCGUCGCCUGCUCGCGCGGAUCCAUCGCCGGCUUGCGGAACACCUGCAGGCGAUACAGGUUGCGGAAUGGCCGAUGGCGGCUGUCCUCGUCGAUGGCGGCCGGCAGGAGGGCCACCUGGUACCCCGGCUGACCGAUGAUGCGCUCGGCACUCGCCACGGUGAGCCACACGUGGCGGUGCUCUGCGGGGGCGUCCAUGUUCGUGGGGUCGGCAAUCGACUGGGAGUGUUUGCGGUCUAUCUCGGCGGGAUCCCACUGGUCGCGGAGGCCACGGAGAAGAAAAGCAUAUGGCAGGCCACCUGCACAACAUACACACCAGUCAGUCAUGCAAUGCUUACUUUCUUCGGUCUGUGUGACGUACCCUCCAUCUCCCAGUGCCCGCCAAGGCCAGACUGCAGAGGGGUAGAAGCGACUGGCAGACCGGCUGGACGACCACACAAGCAGGAUGCCCACGCAGCGCAGUGCACGCAAGUGUGUGACGUACCACUCAUCCCGCUGGGCUGCUGACGUCCACGCGAGCCACAUUCCUGCACAGAUGUAAGUACGCCUGUAGCUGUAAGUAUGUCUGAAGGUGUAAGUCCGCCUGAAGCUGUAAGUACUUCCACAGGUGUAACUACUACCAAGAUCGAGAAGAGAAAAGAGUGGGUGAUUGUGAGAAGCCUUGUUCUUUUCGUCUGGAUCUCUUCUCGAACCAACAGAGGCCGGCUGCGUACGCAGCACAGAUGAGGAGCGGCUGCGUCGCUCUGACACCACCGCUCCCGCGACAAGAUCUCGUCCUCUGCUGAGGAGGGGGGACCUACAAGCAACACACCACGCACAAAAAGAGG
Messenger RNA from Vitrella brassicaformis, 2185 nucleotides. Lineage: Eukaryota; Vitrellaceae. The record is from the annotation of a GenBank genome assembly.